Suillus subalutaceus is the source of this 408-nucleotide messenger RNA. RefSeq lists its product as uncharacterized. The coding region runs from base 1 to 408 and encodes 135 amino acids. Lineage: Eukaryota; Fungi; Basidiomycota; Agaricomycetes; Boletales; Suillaceae. The transcript has 5 exons. The record is from RefSeq and is a predicted model, not a curated record.
AUGAAGGCCCUCUCAACAGCUUCAUCCUUCUUGGUGACUCUCCAGAAACCCACUAUCGAAGAGCUCCUUGACGAAGACACGUGUUGUGACACCCCGUCCGAUAUCACCCUCAAGUUAAUGUCAUCCACCGUGCUGGAACUUCUCAUUAUAGAUAUCAAGAAACGGCUCAUUACUGCACCAGAAGUUAUAUCUGUUUUGCCCGAAGUUCCGAUCCUUGGAGACCUCUUAAACAACCUUUACGACUUUGCGACCCUCGAGCAGAUGUAUCUGCCCUCGCGACUUCUCUCGCCUCAUACCCGUUACUAUGUACGAGAGAUGCCCAUUUUUGCAUACAGCCAACUUCUCGAGUCCUACCGCAGCCUCACUCUUGAAAGCCUUACGGUCACCUUUUGUUUACAUGUAAUUUAG